AUCUCUUCACCACAUCUCCUCUAUAAAAAUGAUCUCAUCUCCUUCAAUUGAAAAACCCCACUCGAGAGUCUUCAACGACAAGCAGAUCAAAACACAGAAACCUAAUUUCAAAAUCCUGUUGAAAAAACCUCAUCUUCUCUUCUCUCUGCUCUGUUUUCAUAAUCAAUGGCGUCAAGGAAGCAUUUUUUUGGCAAGCCUAACUACAUCUAUCCCCAACCAGAACCAGAGAUGUCCGAAAACGACGAGAAUGUCUUUGAGUUCGACGAAUCUGAUAUUCAUAACUUAGGCGAUCACCGGUUACCGAGUUCAUUUGAGGCCAAGAGAUCGAUAUCAAUCUCUCGAUUACGGAGAAAACCGGCGAAAGUCGGAGAUUCCUCUGUUUCCGUUAACCGGAAAGCGCCAAAGACCGGUUCGCUUCCGGUUAACAUUCCGGAUUGGUCGAAGAUUCUGAAGAGCGAGUAUAGGAGCCAUGUGGUGGUACCAGACGACGACACCGACGAAGAUGGCGAGGACGAGGAAGACACCAACGGCGGUGACACGGCGGCGGCGACGGGAGGAAGGCGGAUCAUUCCGCCGCACGAGUAUUUAGCACGGCGGAGAGGGUCGUCGUUCACGAUGCACGAAGGGAUCGGUGGAACGGCUAAGGGAAGAGAUCUAAAGAUAUUGAGGAACGUGAUUUGGGAGAAGAUUGGAUUUCUGGAUUAGUAAUAAUUAGUAUAUACAAUUAAUUAUCAAUCCAAUAGGUAAUAUAGAUAUGUUAAUCAGUUAACUCAGUUAGGAUCGGUUAUAGUUUCGGUCCGAAUGAGAUUUUUUCGAUAA
Messenger RNA from Brassica oleracea var. oleracea, 819 nucleotides. RefSeq lists its product as uncharacterized. The record is from RefSeq and is a predicted model, not a curated record. The transcript has a single exon. Bases 166 to 705 code for a protein of 179 amino acids. Lineage: Eukaryota; Viridiplantae; Streptophyta; Magnoliopsida; Brassicales; Brassicaceae.